Messenger RNA from Ctenopharyngodon idella (grass carp), 4241 nucleotides. It is a transcript of the gene map3k7, whose product is annotated as mitogen-activated protein kinase kinase kinase 7. The coding region runs from base 642 to 2387 and encodes 581 amino acids. The record is from RefSeq and is a predicted model, not a curated record. The transcript is spliced from 17 exons. Gene Ontology annotation, biological process: protein phosphorylation; positive regulation of canonical NF-kappaB signal transduction; JNK cascade. Gene Ontology annotation, molecular function: ATP binding; MAP kinase kinase kinase activity; magnesium ion binding. NCBI's taxonomy places the organism in Eukaryota, Metazoa, Chordata, Actinopteri, Cypriniformes, Xenocyprididae.
AGCGCACACUUCCUGGAGCUUAAAACAACCCCCACAGAAAACAAGAAAAACAAACGAGCCCAUGGAGGCGAGAGCUGUAAAGUUCUAGCCCCGUAUCCGAUGGCUCGGAUGCUUUGUCCUGGUCAACUGGACACGUAAAGCAGUUUUUAUCGAGCGGUAUUUUCGGGCACAUAGAGAGGCCGAUGUGCGGAGCGGCAGCGGCGGUGUGGAGUGAGCGCUGCGCGGAGGGGAGAUCCAUCGACCGCACCAGCGCGAGCCAGCAAGCGGCCUAGCGCUAACACACACAGCCAGCGCUUUAAUGUUCAUGGGAUACCCUUAAGUGUACUUCACAGAGACCAUAAGGCGUAUUCCCCUUCUGAAUGACAACAUUUACCGUCGUUUGGCAUGUCUGACAUACUUUAAUCUGGUUCGGAGCCUCUUAGCCGUCUGGCUAACGGAUUAGAUUGACAGGUUAGCUCGUUAGCCGCUAAACAAGUUUUUAAAGUGACUUAUCAUACACCUAUAUUUGUGUAAUGCAGGCCGUGUUGGAGGAAGGGGUGCUCCAGCUACCGUUUUUAUUCUGAAACCGUUCGGUUGUGUAGUUUUAAGACUAUAAAGUCAGUUGUUUGCGUAUUAAUGAUUAGCUGGCUAGCGAGCUAGCGAUGUCUAUGCCCUCCGCCGAUAUGCUGGAAACACCGCCUAUGUACCCGUUUGAGGAGAUAGAAUAUAAUGAUAUUGACGUGGAAGAGGUGGUGGGCAGAGGGGCGUUUGGUGUUGUGUGCAAGGCCAAGUGGAAAGGCAGAGAUGUGGCCAUCAAGACUAUAGAGAGUGAAUCAGAGAGAAAUGCCUUCUUUGUUGAGCUUCGCCAGUUGUCUCGUGUAAAUCAUCCCAACAUUGUGAAGCUGUAUGGCUCCUGCAGUAGCCCUGUAUGUCUGGUGAUGGAAUAUGCAGAAGGGGGUUCAUUGUAUAAUGUGCUGCACGGUGCAGAGCCUCUCCCUCACUACACUGCAUCUCAUGCCAUGAGCUGGUCCCUGCAGUGUUCUCAGGGGGUCUCGUAUCUCCACGGCAUGAAACCAAAGGCUCUCAUUCACAGGGACCUCAAACCACCCAAUUUGCUUCUGGUUGCUGGAGGUACUGUACUGAAGAUCUGUGACUUCGGGACAGCAUGUGACAUCCAGACACACAUGACUAACAACAAGGGAAGCGCAGCCUGGAUGGCCCCAGAGGUGUUUGAAGGCAAUAACUACAGUGAGAAGUGUGACGUGUUCAGUUGGGGUAUUAUUCUCUGGGAGGUGAUCACACGCCGGAAGCCCUUCGAUGAAAUUGGUGGCCCUGCUUUCCGCAUCAUGUGGGCUGUGCACCGCGGCACGCGGCCACCUCUCAUUAAGAACCUACCGAAGCCCAUAGAGAGUCUGAUGACUCGUUGCUGGUCCAAAGACCCAUCGCAGCGGCCUUCCAUGGAGGAGAUAGUGAAGAUUAUGAGCCACCUCAUGAGGUAUUUCCCAGGAUCAGAAGAGCCUCUUCAGUACCCUUAUCAGUAUUCAGAUGAAGGCCAGAGUAACUCUGCCGCCAGCACAGGCUCAUAUAUAGACUACACAUGUACCAGCAACAAGAACGACAUCAACAUGGAGCACACCAACUCCCCAGGCAGCAACGACACCAUCAAGUUCCCAUUCAAACCAAAGGGCGACCCCUUAAGGCCUGGUCACCCCCUCUCCAGAGGAAGCAGCGUAGAGAGUCUUUCUGGCAGGCCACAUUGUCUGGCUUCAUCCGACAGCAAACGAAUGAGCGCGGAUCUCUCCGAACUGGAGCACAGAUUGCCCUUUGCUCCCGCAGCACGUCCACAAUAUAAGCGAGGUCACCGUAAAACGGCAUCACAUGGCACCAUUCUGGACAUUCCCAAGAUCAUCGUCACAGCGACCUGUGAGCCUCAUAGACGCAGAUCAGUGCAGGAUCUUCCUGCCAUUGGUACGGAGUCCAGUCAGGAUAGCAGAAACAACAGCAGACCAUCCAGCCCCAGUGUGAGGAUGAUUACGCCAGACAGGACAGACACCAAUGGCUCAGAUAACUCCAUUCCCAUGGCCUAUCUGACCCUGGACCAUCAGUUACAGCCUCUAGCCCCGUGUCCAAACUCCAAAGAAUCAAUGGCAGUGUUUGAGCAGCACUGUAAGAUGGCACAGGAGUACCUGAAGGUGCAGACAGAGAUCGCUCUUCUCAUACAGAGGAAGAAAGAGCUGAUAGCAGAACUGGACCAGGACGAGAAGGAUCAGCAGAACGCAUGUCGCCUCGCUCAGGAGCACAAGAAGCUCCUAGAGGAGAACAAGAGUCUGUCCACCUACUACCAGCAGUGCAAGAAGCAACUGGAGCUGAUCCGAGCACAGCAGCAAAAGAGACAGGGCACAUCAUGAACCCCUUUCAUUAUGAAACAGAGCCAGACUGACUCUUAUAAUCACAACCCCCGUUAUCUCGUCCACCUCAAUCCAAACAUUGGGGUUAGCUAUAUAGUUUGGCCCAGAAACCCCCUUAUUCUGCCUAAAAGCACCCCACCCUGGCUGCCCAUGCUCAUAUAUGCCCAUGAAACUUGAAGAUGGCAACUGUAUGAGCUAUUCUCCACAGUGACCAUGGGCCAUUUCCACCCAUGCAAACGGUUCUGAGACCCUGCGCUCAACUGCACAAGCAUGCUGGGUUGCAUGUACCCGUGAGUCUGCGGCAGGAUAUGCAAAAGCAGGGAUACAUUUAAAGCCCGGUGGGUGUAAAACAGAACUGUUGGCCGUGAUUCACACAGACAGUUCUUCAGAAAUCAUACAAGUCUAAACGAGCCAGCAAACCGAGUCUGUCUGCAAAAACGAUGUGUUUUCAAACAGGAAAACCGGCAUCUUAUGCCAGGGAUGUUCAAAGAGAGGAUGUAAAAGGAACAAAUGAGGUCUUUUGGAAUGUCACCUGUUUUUUCCCUUCCUCUAACCAUACCAGAAUUCUCUGUGGGGUUCGCCUAAUUCCCCUCAAUUAGGUGUCGGUCCUUAAGAAUGUGAACGCAAAGUGGCUUUAGGUUACAUACAAAAGCUAAUUUUAUCAUUUUAAAAUCUAGAUUUUUAUUUUGUUGCAUUCACUUUGUGUGUACUUUUCAUUUUAACCCCUUUUAUGCAAAAAAGUGCUACAGAUGUUCCCUCUUUUUUGAUUUGUCUGCCCUAAAUGUGUUAUAAUGUAUUGAUUGAAAUCGGGGGAUGUAUUUUACAUUUGCCUUGCAUGUCGACCUUGUGUUUAUGGAUGAACAAGGGUCGAUCUGUGUGUAUGUGCGGCCUCACAAGAAAAUGCUGUUUGUAAUCCGCUUCCUUUAACAUAACGCUCAAAAAUCAUCGCUCUUAAAGAGACUGAAACAAAUGGACUUGAGUGUAUGUGAUUGUGAGUACAAACAUUUUAAUCAUGAAUACAGUAUUCUUGUGUUUCUUUGCUCUGUUGUGUAUCUUUAUCUAACAACGUAUGGUAAUUUAUCCAGGGUUUUCAGAGAUCCGCUUCAUAGUUUUUGUUGUAAGUGUGGGAAAGGCUGUCUUUCUCUGAGCUUGAUUUAGGUAUUUUUAGUUCACAUGAUGCCUUAGAGUUGAAUUGUUUGCGAUUUACUUGACUUGUUUUGUUGCUUUCCGGCAACGAGGCCGCUCACAUGCCGCGAUUAGAAACAUGAAUGGGAGUUUUAAAAGGCUUGCGAAUGCAACAUGAAAUCAAGAGCGGCCAGAGUUUUGUCUGGUCUGAAUGAUCUUGUCAAUAUGCUGCAGAAAUCAUAAAAUCACGAUAAGGGCAGUCAACCUACUCACCCAUUCUUUUUUAGUUAAGUUCCUUGUUCUUACCACUAGUUUUCAUCCCUGUACUUAAUUUAAGAUUUUGAAAGAGAAAAUCGGCCGUAUUGUUACAUAUUAUGAAUUCCUCUUAGAUAACACACACUUUACUUUGUUGCCCCCAGCACACACUCCACCGAUGUUUUUGCACAAUCCCGACUGAUUACAAAGAAUGCGCUCUAUACCGAGGAAAUCUUGAGCAGGGUUAAAGACACAUUUGGAUGUUCAAGAUCUUCAGAUGAGUUCUCUGCAAAACUUUUUGUUUAACAGUGAAGUGGUGUAUUAUUUUUUUUUUUUUUUUUCUUCGAGUUCAAUGUUCAUGUUGAGUUUCUGUACUAUGUGCUGUAAAUAAGAUGUCUGAUUUCUUAAGCUGUUGGGAACGGGAAUACACAGGUGAAGGUCGCAUCUUGAAAUAAAUCGAACAGGUAAACAUCA